Molecule: messenger RNA, 3725 nt
Organism: Branchiostoma belcheri (Belcher's lancelet)
Lineage: Eukaryota; Metazoa; Chordata; Leptocardii; Amphioxiformes; Branchiostomatidae
Exons: 13
Coding region: 393-3299 (968 amino acids)
Biological process (GO): protein polyubiquitination; ubiquitin-dependent protein catabolic process; negative regulation of protein phosphorylation
Cellular component (GO): cytosol; Golgi apparatus; endoplasmic reticulum
Molecular function (GO): ubiquitin conjugating enzyme binding; ubiquitin protein ligase activity; zinc ion binding
Source: RefSeq, a predicted model, not a curated record
CAUAUGAUGUAAACACAGGUUUAGAAUCCAGAAAAUGUGGUAAAUUCUGACAAUUUCUGCUCGCACGUUCUCAAUAUUUUCUAAAUUUGUGAGUAUCUCCAAUAACCAGCAUACUUGUGGUGCUUUACGCUCACUGCUUUCAUUGCCUCGUAGCCAUAUCAAGGCUACGUCACCCGGCCCAAAAUAACUCUAUUGUCUGAGCAUGUUUUGUUUGAUGAUGAGGGUUGCACAACUCCCCGCAAUGAAUGACAGAUAUAUAAAUCGUCCUGCGGAGAACCCGGGGAAAGCGAGAAACGCGACCGCUGGUGGAGGUGGCAGCGGCAAAGAGAAACCUCUACAGCCGGACUGUGGCAUCGACAGACGAAAGAAAGGCAUCACCUAGUACCGUCAUCAUGGUGAACAAGAAGGGAAAACAUGGCCGCCACACCGGCAACACCCUCCGCAUGGGCUGUGUGGCGCGCAAGAAGAACAAGAAUUACCGUGCAGAAUUCGGCAUCUAUGUGCGCCUGUCUGGACCUGCUACCCUUAUAAGAGAGGAGGGCCAGGAUAUGCUUGAUGACUUUUCUGAUUUUGCAGACGACGGGGGAAUCUCUCAAGGCGCUCUGUCUACUUUCCAUGGAAGGAGGAGGCAAUGGCAGAGGGGUCCCAAUGAAGUUUUCUACUCGAUGAACAAGCGCAAGAGAUGGGAGCUCCCCACCUGUCUGAAAGAGAGCGUGUCGGAUUUGGAGAGGCAUGCAGAGUCUGACUACAGAGUCCAGGUGGUGGAGCGAGAGCUGGUGACUGCAGUAUCAGGCGUGGGAAGGAGCAGAGCUGACGUUGUAUCUGUCACUGACAGCAAGAGGGCGAUCCCACAGAAGAAGAGCAAGCGUCAACAUGCCUAUGCGACUGAUCUGAUCAGAAACGCAAAGCCCAAAAAGCAGGAAAAGAGGAGGAGAAUGAGAGCACCUCUAGAGGAGGAAGAGGAAGAGCAUGACCCUAUAGACGACCUUCCCAUCCUGAAAUACGAGUUCUGCUACCCCAGAAAUGCCGAUGUCUACCCUUGGUACAGCGAAAAGCAGUGUAACCAAUAUCACUGCUCAGGCAAACAAGAGACUCCCCGUACAAAGACUUUGAAGAAAACCAAGCAUCAGCGAGACAAGAAGUCUGGUUACUGGCAUGGCGGCUACAGCAGGGCAGAGUUUCACAAGGUUGGUACGUUCUUCGAAGGUACAGAUGACUCUGAAGACGAUCGAGCAGAAAGCGAAACCGAGCAGUUGUAUGAAGCACGGCCAGAGCUGCCUACGACUGGAGAAGUGUUGGCUGAUUUGCUUGAUACAACAGGCACUGCUAAGAGGAAGCAUCAGCGUGUGGACAGUGUCUUUGGGAAAGGAUGCUGUGUUCCCAACAUUGCUUCCUCUUCUGCUGGAUCCAUUCACCCAAAAGGAAGUGCAAUCGUAUGUUCCCCGACAACUUCUGACACAGAAGACAGUGACACUGCUGAAGAGAAUGAUGCCACGACAGAUUUUCAUCACAAAGAUGAUACAGUAGAGGUUCUCGAAGUUUAUGAAGAGAAGCCAACAGUUCAAGUGUUCCUAACCACAGAAAGUCUGAAGCCAGAUGAACUUGAAGCCUUGACCGAGGUGGGAUACCAGGAGAGCCAGUGUGUUCCCAGGGUAUUUAGGCUGGACUUGUACGAUCUUGUCAGGAGUCAAGUGAGAGAGGGAGGAAACAUGAACACAUCAAGUGCUCAACUACUGUUCGAAGUUGGGGAAGAAAUCAGCAUUGUGGAUGAAAAUGGACAGACUCAAGAAUGCUGCAAUACCAGACUCAGUCUUGUAACUGGUGAAGAAGACAGUGUAGACUGUGACAGUUGGGGGGAAUCAUGGGAAGGCAGAGUCGCCAUGACUGUUGCGGAUGUCGUCAGCCAAACCGCAAGCUUCCUGUCUGGCCAGCUGAGCAACAGGUCAAAUCAGAAGGUAAAGGAAGCACACAAGAAGCGGAAUAGCCACUCACUUAAAGUCAUCUCCAAAAUCUGCAAAGUCCAGACCAGAUCAAUGCUACCCUCUGAGGCAGUAGUGUCCAGCAAGAAGCAGAAAGAAAAGGAGCAGGAAGACACCUCCCAGAAUGCAAAGCACCCAACCACCUGUGGGAUCUGCUGGUCUGACAUCGAUGCUGGAGAUAUCCCAUCAGCCUUUGCUCUACAGGGCUGCCUACACUGGUUCUGCAGGGAAUGCUGGGAGAACCAUGUGGCAACCAAAGUGAGGCAAGGGUCGACAGACAUCACUUGCCCUGAGUGCGAGUGUUCGGAGGUCGUGGAUGACACCACCCUGAUGUUACUGUUGCCCGGGAGACUGUACCAUCAGUACCAGAGAAGGGUCCGUAACGUGGCGGUGGAUUCUGACAACAGUCUUCAUUGGUGCAGGGAUUCCAAGUGUGGAAGAGUGGUCUCUGUCACAUUCACUGGUGAGGUUGCUGACCCUGUACCGGUGAGAUGUGAGUGUGGGUCCAUGUGGUGCACCUCGUGUGGGGCGGAGCCACACUGGCCUGCUACCUGUCAGCAGGCACAGGAACACCUGCAGGAGAUACAACACAGAAACCCCUUGAGUCUUGAGGAAGCGACAUACACAGCAAUGACCAAGAAGUGCCCAUCUUGUCUCCAUCCUAUGGAAAAGAACGGAGGCUGUCCUCACAUGAGCUGCAUCUGUGGCACCAGUUUCUGUUGGAAAUGUGGACAGGAGUACCAGUCUCACUACAAAAAUGGAACUUUCUCCUGCCCUAAGAAGCCAUACGCACUAGAGGAAAUAGAGAUCGACAGCCGGCAAGUCAAGAACAUGUCAGUCUACCAGCAGAAAUGGUACAAGGCUUCCCUGGAGCAUAGGAGGGCCCGAAGGCCGACAAGGAUGACACAGGCGUACAAACAAGCCCACAGACUGGCUAGAAAAAUGGUACUCUGCACAGAUGUCCAGCUCUUCUAUAGACUGAUGGAAGGGAAGGACAGACACACCUCAGACAACCUCCUGUUAUCAUACAUGGACCUGACAGAGGGUGCUGCUGACAUGGUCUUGCAGAUGCACCUGGCAGGGGAGUAUACAGCAGUCCUGGUGAGCAGCACCUCCAGAAGAGUCACGAGGAACGUCAUUCUGAACCUGUGGAGAAAAAUCACCUUCAUUCAGGAUUCCAUCAGUAGGAUUUUGGAGGAAGAGAAGCCCUGUCCUUCUGCUGUUCAGGAGAACCUGGAGCACCUGAUGCGUGCUGGGAAGGGUUGCUUGCAGAACCUUCACAGAGUAGCAGUGAAGAAGAAUUUACCUAUAACACUGUAACUUGGUGGCUACAACUGUUUCAAGAAAUCAGAGAUUUCAGACAUCUGAGAAGUGAUAUCUGUGUAUUGAAAGGACCAAAAGUAUAUGUAGAUGAAUAAAACUAUGUUAAAGUACAUGAUUUUGUGCAAUAUGAGGUUUUCAAUGUCAGACUAUUGUUCAGUCCAUAGCAGGCUAUUUAUCUUUAUACCAUCCCUUAAUAUUUGUAAGGGCAAAUACAUUCUCACCAUCAUUUACAGCAACUGACAGAAUAUGGGAUGGUAGGGAAAUUCCUGCAUGAGACCUCAAUGUAGCUAAAAUAUUACAAUUCUGAUCAUAAGAACCAAACAGACAGCAAUGUGUGGAAACCAGUCUUUUAUUGUUUUACUUGAAGCAAAGACAUAGGAUACGUCAAUGAAGGUUAGACAUCCAGGCAAUACGAUACUCCAA